Molecule: messenger RNA, 3975 nt
Organism: Stegastes partitus (bicolor damselfish)
Lineage: Eukaryota; Metazoa; Chordata; Actinopteri; Pomacentridae
Gene: ephb6
Product: eph receptor B6
Exons: 17
Biological process (GO): protein phosphorylation; axon guidance; ephrin receptor signaling pathway
Cellular component (GO): plasma membrane; dendrite
Molecular function (GO): transmembrane-ephrin receptor activity; ATP binding; protein binding
Source: RefSeq, a predicted model, not a curated record
UGUCGUGGAGAUGUGGAGUGUCUUUCUGUCCCUCUGUCUGCUCCUACAGCCCAACUCAGCCGAGGAAGUGAUGCUGCUGGACACAACCGAGUCGACCUCGGAGCUGGGCUGGACCACCUAUCCCGACACCGGGUGGGACGAGGUCAGCGUCCUGGACGACCGGGGGAAGCUCAUCCGGACCUUCGAGGUGUGCAACGUGAACCAGAACCCCCGGCUGCAGGACAACUGGCUGGCCACGCCCUUCCUGUACCGGCACUCGGCGCCCCGAGUCUUCGUCACGCUGCGCUUCUCCGUCCGCGACUGCUCCAGCCUGCGCUCGCCGUCGCCCACCUGCAGAGAGACGCUGACGCUGUACUACAAGCAGGCCGACUCCCAGAGGGAGCUGGAGAGGACCUGGGUGGCCGAGCCGUCCAGCGGGGAGAAGGACACCAGGGAGGGCUGGGUGAAGGUCGACACCAUCGCCGCCGACAAGAGCUUCUCCAAAGUGGAGCCCAGUUCGCCUCACCAGUACCAGCCCAACAGAUACAGCCGGAUCAACAUCAAGACCCGCAGCUUCGCCCCGCUCACCAGAAACGGGUUCGUGCUGGCCAUCGUGGACAGCGGCGCCUGCGUUUCCCUGAUGGGCGUCUCCAUCUUCUACCGCCGCUGCCCGUCCACCAGCCUCUACCUGGCCUCCUACCCGGCCACGCCUUCGGGCGCCGAACCCACCGCUCUGGUUCCCGUCAGCGGAACGUGCGUCCCUCACAGCAAAACCCAGGGAGGGUCGCCGCCUCGGAUGCACUGCAACGCCGAAGGGGAGUGGAUGGUUCCCGUAGGGGGGUGUGUCUGCGACGAGGGGCACGAGCCGAACCUGAACGGAUCCGCCUGCCUGGCCUGCCCCGUGGGCUACUUCAAGGCGGUCCCGGGCUCGGUUCCCUGCUCCGUGUGCCCGUCCAACAGCAGAACCAGCCAGGAGGGAUCCAGCAUGUGUGAAUGCCGCAGCGGGUUCUACCGGGCGGCCGGCGAUGCCAACUCCUCCGCCUGCACAACCCCUCCGUCGGCCCCCGUCUCCCCGUCCUGGGAGUACGAGAGCGGGGACGGCGGCGUGUCGCUGCGCUGGCGCCCCCCGGUGGACAUGGGCGGCCGCGGCGAGGUGUGGUACGGCGUGGUGUGCCGGAUCUGCCCGUCGGCCGCCGUCACCAACCCGGCGCUGUGCUCGUGGUGCGGGGAGGGCGUGACCUUCAGCCCGGCCCAGACCAACCUGAGGCAGACCAGGGUCACCCUGAACAACCUGCUGACCCGGGUCACCUACCUCAUACAGGUGAGCAGAGGGUUUGUGCUCCUCUGUGGCCACUUUGUGUUAAUUCUGUGCUAGUUCUGUGAGUUUUUGUGGCCGUUCUGUCUCUUUGUGGUUGUUUGUGUCUCUGCUGUCGUUUUGCACGUAUCUGUGUCGUCACUUUGUUUAAUUAAUUAAUUGGUUCUUAAUGAGCCCUGACAUUGAGACAGGAUGGAUGGAUCUCUGUUGUUGUUGUUGUUGUUGUUGUUGUUUGUCUCUGAUGGCUCAGACGUGGAUUCUGCUCUCAGCGUCUACAGUGAGACCAACACGGCCACCGUCACCUCUCUGAUCCCGGGGUCCAUCUACGCCUUCCAGAUCCGAGCCAGAAACGAGCGCGGCUACGGCCCCUACAGCAGCACCAUCUACUUCACCACGCUGCCUCUGGAGGAGCACUCGCAGCAGAUCCAGAACCGGCUGCCCCUGCUGGUGGGCUCGGUGAUGGGCGGCGCCGCCUUCCUGCUGGUGGUGGCGGCCAUCGUGGUCGUGGUCGUGUUCCGCAGCAAGAGGAGGGAGAGUCCGUACAGCGACCGACUGCAGCGCUACAUCAGCAACAGAGGCGGAGUGAAGUACUACGUGGACCCGUCCACCUACGAGGACCCCAGUGAGGCGGUCAAAGAAUUCGCCCGAGAGAUCGACCCGACCCACCUGAAGAUCGAGGAGGUGAUCGGUGCAGCCCAGUUCGGGGAGGUUUCUCGGGGUCGGUACCGCCCGAUGGGCCGCAGGGAGGUUCUGGUGGCGGUGAAGACGCUGCGCUGGGGGGCGUCGGACCGGGAGAGGGGCAUGUUCCUCAGCGAGGCCGGAGUGCUGGGCCAGUUCGACCACCCCAACGUCCUGAAGCUGGAGGGCGUCGUGACCAGAACCCCCCCGGAGCGGAUCGUCACCGAGUUCAUGGAGAACGGGCCUUUGGACGCCUUUCUCAGGGAGAACGAGGGCCAGUUCAGCGUCCUGCAGCUGGUCGGGAUGCUGCGGGGCGUCGGCGCCGGGAUGCGGUACCUCUCCGAGAGGAACUUCGUCCACAGAGACCUGGCGGCCCGAAACGUGCUGGUCAACUCCAACCUGGUGUGCAAAGUGUCCGACUUCGGCCUGUCCAGGCUGAUGAGGGGCCUGGACCACAACAUCCCCACCUACACCGCCUCGCUGGGCAGUAAGAUUCCCGUGAGGUGGACGGCACCGGAAGCCUUCCAGCACCGCAAGUUCAGCUCAGCCAGCGACGUGUGGAGCUUCGGCAUCCUGAUGUGGGAGGUGAUGUCGUACGGAGAGCGGCCCUACUGGGACAUGAGCAACCAGGAGGUGAUGAAGGCCGUGGCGGACCAGUACCGCCUGCCCGCCCCCCACAACUGCCCCGCCGCCCUGCACUCCCUGAUGCUGCAGUGCUGGCAGGCCGACCGGGGAGACCGGCUCGGCUUCGACUCGCUGCUGUCCUCCCUGGACCGGCUCAUCCGGCACCCGGCCUCGCUGAAGGCGGAACCGACCCGAAGCUGCUCCCAGCCGCUGCUCAGCCCCACCCCCACCGACCUGUCCGCCGUGGCCACGGUCAGCGAUUGGCUGAAGGCUCUGAGGAUGGAGCGGUACCAGGACGAGUUCGACCGGGCUCACCUGGACACGCUGGACCGAGUCAGCAGGCUCACCAUGGAAGACGUCCAGAACCUGGGCGUGAACCUGCUGGGCCACCAGAGGAAGAUCGUGAUUGCGGCCCAGCAGCUCAGAGCUCACCUGAACCAGGGCCAGGUGGAGGUGUGACGUCCCUCCGCUGGUUUCCUGACGAGCACGGAGCACGUUUCAAGCCAAAACUAAAGAGAACCAGCGAGCCGUGGCACUCUGAUCAACCACAACCAGGAGAAAUCAACAAGAAAAAAAAAACAAACAGGGCUCGGAUUUUUCCCGCCGAGACAGAUGCACUCUGGGAGCUGCGGUCCGGGUGGCAGUGAGGCUGCUGAGGACUUCUUUCCUUUGUGUUUUCUCCAGGGUUCACUCUGUCUGCCUUCCUCCCUCCUCACCUCCUGCCCUUCAAACUCUUCCUCACCGAGUACAGUCUUUUUGUUUCGUUCUGUUGAAUAUUUAGGGAGAUCUCUCCUCACAAAGAAUUGCGUGAAGACAAUCAAAGCCUUUUUGUUUUUUUCUAAUAUUUUUCAAGUUAUUUGUAAAACUUAUAUCACUUCCUCAAAACUUAAAAUGCCAAAUGUUCAGGAGGCGGUGCGUUGCCGGAACAAUCAGGUCAGCAGUUUGCUAAAAGUCCAAAACCGGUCCUGCAGCACCGACACCGCCGCGAGUCGAGCUUAGCAGACGAAUCACGAACAGACUUCACGUCGGCUUCGACACAAACCGCUCUGACAGAAAACACCUUGUCGUGUACAUUUCACACUUCACCUCUUUCUGUUUCUAAAGUAAAGACACUGAGUCAUUGGAGCGUCGUGAAUGUGUGAAACGGGAACGACGGAUGGAAUCGGAUCUGAUUUACACUUGAAGGAAGGAAGCGUGUGUGUGUGUGUGUGUGUGUGUGUGUGUGUGUGUGUGCGUGUGUGUGCGUGUGUGUGUGUGUGUGUGUGUGUGUGUGUGUCGGGCUACACACACUGCUAGCUGUUUACUUGUGCGAGUGUUCACCACUAUUCCGUAAUAAUUGUGCAAAUUUGUAAAAUAAAUAUGAUUUUAUUUAAAGAAUG